Molecule: messenger RNA, 1734 nt
Organism: Drosophila albomicans
Lineage: Eukaryota; Metazoa; Arthropoda; Insecta; Diptera; Drosophilidae
Product: nucleolar complex protein 4 homolog B
Exons: 5
Coding region: 86-1663 (525 amino acids)
Biological process (GO): ribosome biogenesis
Cellular component (GO): nucleolus; Noc4p-Nop14p complex; small-subunit processome
Source: RefSeq, a predicted model, not a curated record
CAGCCCCGCAUUUUAGUCAGCAGUUCGCCGCGCACGUUUUAUAUUUGGAUGUGUCGCGUUUUAUUUACGUUUUGAAAAUACGAUCAUGAAACACACAAAUAAAGCGAAACAAGGAGCUCCAGCGUUGGACACACUCGCCAAACGUUCAAAUGUGCCCGUCGAGCUGCAGCAAAAGGCAAAUGCCUUUUUGAAUGCCACCCAAGUCGAUACCAAAGUACUGGGUGGCAUUGUUAAACUUUUUGCUGAGGAGGGGUACGCACAUCAAGUGGGUCUCAUGCACACUAUUGAGGUGAUCUUUAAGAACCUACUGAAGCGUCAAAGUGUUUAUCCCGCCGACGAAGAGCUGACCAAACCCGGCAAAAAGUCCAAGGCGAAAGCGAAAGCAAAGCUCAAGAAAACAUUGGACACGGAUCCCAAUGCCAAAUGCUUUGCACUCUACAAUAAAACGUGGAGCUGGCUGCUGCAGCGCUUGGCGGGCACCAACAAAGAAGAUGCCAACGUUGCACUCAAAGUUGCCAUGCAACUCAUUGUGACCGAGGCAAAGCACAUCAAGCACAACAAUGGGAAUUGGCCAAAGAAACAUUUGAGCAGCAUUCUGGGUGCCUUAAUUGAAUCGGAGACGUCGCCAGCCUUGGCAUUGCCUGCAUUUGAGAAAUAUGCACGCUGCCUGGACGUGCUGCAGUUGAGCUACGAGCUGUUGCCACAAUUGACGCCGGCUAGUUUUGUGGAGACGCCACAACAGGCUUUGAACUAUUUGGGCAUCGUCAAUACAUUGGACUUGGGCAAAACUGUGCUGGCCGAGCAACAGUAUCACAUGGCAGGCAGCUUUGAUUUGGCUGACACGCAAAAGCUGUUGAAUAUCGUAUGGCAAGGCAUCAUUGAUCGUUGCAGCGGCGUUGAUGAGCAGGUGCAUCGUCAGGUGCUGGUUGUGCUCUUAGAGCGCAUUCUACCGCAUUUGGAGAAUCCCAUAUUGCUUACCGAUUUCCUCAUGGACUCGCUGCAUCAGUUCGAUGGUCCCAUUGCUUUGCUGGCGUUGCAGGGCAUCUUUUCGCUGAUGCAAAAGCAGAACAUCACGUAUCCGGAUGUGUAUAAAAAGCUGUACAAUAUGUUCUAUCCCCGCAUGUUCUACAACAAAUAUAAGGCGCGUCUCUUUUAUUUGGCGGACAUCUUUUUGACUUCGACGCAUUUGCCCGAAAAUCUCGUGGCUGCUUUUGCCAAACGCAUGUCACGUCUAGCUUUGCGUAGUCCAACGGAGGAUGCCAUCAUUCUCAUACGUUUCGUCUGCAAUCUAUUGUUGCGUCACACGGGUCUCAAGCGUCUGAUCUGCGCCACAGCUGCCGCAAGUGCUGUGGAGAUUGCAGAUCCCUUUGAUGACACUGAGCUGGAUCCGGUAAAGACCGGUGCGAUUAACAGCUCGUUGUGGGAAAUGGUUUUGUUGCAGAAACACGCAGUGCCCGAGGUUGCAAAUGCGGCCCGUUUCGUCUCCAAAAGCCUGCCCCUCAUGGAAUUUGAUUUGGGACAACUGCUUGAAAUGAAGGAAUCUGAUAUUUUUGAUGAUGAAGUGAAGAAAGUAUCGAAGCAGUUUAUGCUGGCCUAUGAGCGACCCAAAAACUUUGCGCUGCCCAAAAAUGAUGUAGUUACACAAUACUUUGAUUUAAUAUAGUUCAAAAACACACACACACAACAUAUAACAUCUAAUAAUAAAUACGACGUUUUAAGCCGGAUGCAAUUGGA